Ricinus communis (castor bean) is the source of this 2348-nucleotide messenger RNA. Its product is annotated as phosphatidylinositol 3,4,5-trisphosphate 3-phosphatase and protein-tyrosine-phosphatase PTEN2A. Lineage: Eukaryota; Viridiplantae; Streptophyta; Magnoliopsida; Malpighiales; Euphorbiaceae. The record is from RefSeq and is a predicted model, not a curated record. Gene Ontology annotation, biological process: dephosphorylation. Gene Ontology annotation, cellular component: cytosol. The transcript is spliced from 12 exons. Gene Ontology annotation, molecular function: phosphatidylinositol-3,4,5-trisphosphate 3-phosphatase activity. Bases 246 to 2084 code for a protein of 612 amino acids.
CAAUCAAACGCACUGUAGGAUUCCCCGAUCCUUCUCCUCCGUUGGAUUACAAUAAAACUGAAAACAACACCAUUAUCAUCCAUUGACCAGACCCAUCCCACGUGACGCAAACACCAAUGCUUCUCUCUAACUGAUCUCAAAAGAUUUAGUAGAAAAAUUACUCUCUUUCUCUCUCUCAAACCCUAAUUCAGCUUCACUAAUCAAUUGGCCUAUACAGUCUCAAUAAGGAAGUUUGAGUCGGAGGAAUGGAUUCUGGAUCUGUUGAUUCAUCAACUCCAUCUGUUAAAGCUCCUGACAUACAGCCUCCUACUGUAGCAGAUCCUGGACCAGAUAAUUCUCCACGUGAUGCACCGUCGAAGCUAUCUGCAGCUGGCAUAGCAUCUUGGGCCAAAAGUUUGAAAAUUCCCCAGCCAUCAGCUGCCUCACAAGAUGAUUCACCAACUGGAAAUACUGGAAAAUCAACUUUUGCUCGUUUUACUAGUGGAUUGGGACUCCGCUUGUCUCCGAAAUCUCCUGCAGCUGAUGAUAGCCCUGAAGGAACCUCACCAACUUCACUACAACCUGGUUUUAUUGGAACAAUUACUAAAGGCUUGGUUGAUACAUCUAAGAAUGCAGUGAAGGCAGUACAAGUCAAGGCUCGGCAUGCUGUCUCUCAAAAUAAGCGAAGAUACCAGGAAGGAGGAUUUGAUUUGGACAUGACAUAUAUCACGGAGAAUAUAAUUGCGAUGGGGUUCCCUGCUGGGGAUAUGAGCUCUGGGUUUUUUGGAUAUGUUGAGGGAUUUUAUCGAAACCACAUGGAAGAAGUGAUCAAGUUUUUUGAAACUCAUCACAAGGGCAAGUAUAAAGUGUACAAUCUUUGUUCUGAGAGGCUGUAUGAUGCAUCACUAUUUGAAGGGAAGCUGGCUAGUUUUCCAUUUGAUGACCACAAUUGCCCUCCAAUUCAACUGAUAAUAUCAUUUUGCCAAAGUGCUUACUCAUGGUUGAAAGAGGAUAUUGAGAAUGUUGUGGUGGUGCACUGCAAGGCUGGAAUGGCAAGGACAGGAUUGAUGAUUUCAAGCCUUCUUCUAUACCUAAAGUUCUUUCCUACUGCUGAAGAAUCCAUUGAUUACUACAACCAGAAGAGGUGUUUUGAUGCUAAAGGGCUUGUUCUACCAAGUCAGAUUAGAUAUGUAAAAUACUUCGAGCGCACUUUAACAUAUUUCAAUGGAGAAAACCAACCAGGACGUAGGUGCAUGCUUAGGGGAUUUCGGCUUCACCGUUGCCCAUAUUGGAUCAGGCCCUCUAUUACUGUUUCUGAUCAUAAUGGUGUUCUCUUCUCCACUAAAAAGCAUCCCAGAACCAAGGAUUUGUCGCCAGAAGACUAUUGGUUUAGUGCACCAAAGAAAGGGGUUAUGGUCUUUGCUUUGCCAGGGGAACCUGGUCUAGCAGAGGUGGCUGGAGACUUUAAAGUCCAUUUUCAUGAUCGCCAAGGAGACUUUUACUUUUGGUUAAACACGACAAUGAUGGAAAAUAGAAAGGUUUUGAACACAAACGACAUUGAUGGGUUUGACAAGAGGAAACUGCCUUCGCCUGGAUUCCAGGUGGAGGUUGUCCUAGUAGAUUAUAGUGGCACCACUCCGGCAGGGACUAACAGUGAGACUGCUACUAACAAAUCAAAUGAAGGUUCAAGUGCUGCUCCGGCUCCAGAUCCAGCCCCAGCGGUUCGAAGCCAAAAUAAAGACCGGGGAAGUACUGAAAAGGAUGAUGUGUUCUCUGACAGUGAGGCAGAGGAAUCUGUGUCCUCAAAAUUCAGGCAAGCCCAAGCUGCCUCUGCAGGGGGGAAAAGUGCGACCUCAACCACCUCUAGUUCAGAAACUAAUACUAAAUCAGAUCAAAUUGCAAGUUUAACACAUGCAACCGAACAUUUUUCUAUUGGGAACACAGGCUCACAACAGAUGCAUAAUUCUGGUCAGCCAAAAAGUGAUGCAGUUGGUGGAGUUGUCUCGGGGGUUGAAGUUAACAAUUCAGAAAGUGAGUUCAAAGUUAUGGCUGCCGAUGCUUCUGUUUUCACAUUUGGGGAUGAUGAAGACUAUGAAAGUGAAUGAGAGAGGAGAAAGCUGAUGUCUUUCUGGAAGGAUCUUCUGUACAUAAAUCAGCUUGCAAGUUAUACACAUACCGGUGGUGAUGUUGGUUCAGUCCAUUCGUUUUUUUUUUUUUCCUUCUUUUUCUUUUAAAUGUAAAUGUCUGUUUCUGGCUUAUUGGUCUAAGUCAAAAGUAGGCUGAAUGUAUGAAUAAUUGUUGCAUUAUAUUGUGGCAAGAGAAUUUGUUCCAUUGUUUUCAUUAAAGAAAGAUGUAUAUUAUUAGAUUAA